CUGCGGAGACACAAGGGAAGUGGCCGCCGCCGGAUCCGGAGCCGCCGCCGCCCCGGGGACCCCAGCACAAUGCCGUCGGAGAAGACCUUCAAGCAGCGCCGCACCUUCGAACAAAGAGUAGAAGAUGUUCGGCUCAUCCGAGAGCAGCAUCCCACCAAAAUCCCGGUGAUCAUAGAGCGAUACAAGGGCGAGAAGCAGCUGCCAGUCCUGGACAAAACCAAGUUCCUGGUCCCUGACCAUGUCAACAUGAGUGAGCUCAUCAAGAUCAUCAGGCGGUGUCUGCAGCUCAACGCCAACCAGGCCUUCUUCCUGCUGGUGAACGGCCACAGCAUGGUGAGCGUGUCCACGCCCAUCUCGGAGGUGUACGAGAGCGAGAAGGACGAGGACGGCUUACUGUACAUGGUGUACGCCUCCCAGGAGACCUUCGGGCGGGAGCUGUGCGUGUGCGCCUGAAGAGUGCAC
Molecule: messenger RNA, 462 nt
Organism: Octodon degus (degu)
Lineage: Eukaryota; Metazoa; Chordata; Mammalia; Rodentia; Octodontidae
Product: microtubule-associated proteins 1A/1B light chain 3B
Exons: 3
Coding region: 70-453 (127 amino acids)
Biological process (GO): autophagy of mitochondrion; macroautophagy; cellular response to nitrogen starvation
Cellular component (GO): cytosol; autophagosome membrane; autophagosome
Molecular function (GO): ubiquitin protein ligase binding
Source: RefSeq, a predicted model, not a curated record